Molecule: messenger RNA, 1130 nt
Organism: Myzus persicae (green peach aphid)
Lineage: Eukaryota; Metazoa; Arthropoda; Insecta; Hemiptera; Aphididae
Product: nicotinamide riboside kinase 1
Exons: 3
Coding region: 533-1075 (180 amino acids)
Cellular component (GO): cytoplasm
Source: RefSeq, a predicted model, not a curated record
AUAAACUCAUACCAUAAUUUUAUACUAUAAUAUAAUUACAUAAAUAUAUAAUGUGUAAUGUACUAAAAAUUAUAAUUUACUAACUAAUCUACGCGUACGUAUGGUGUUUUAUACGUAAAGACUGUAGCUGGGAUCACCAAGUAAUGACAAAAUCUUCUAUAGCUAAGGAUUGAAAACAUAAAACAAGGUUCCACAUUAAGCAACGAUUAGUCAAUUUUUCAUCUGAAGUACCAAAUUCCAAAAAAGAAGAGAGUACCGUAUUUACCGAUGAAGAUUUUGAGAAAUUUGAGCGUGAAUAUUUUCAAGACUAAUGGAUGAUUUUACACUAGGAAAAAUUAUCAUAGUCAUAGUGCUAACUAUAUUUGCUUAUUUUACUUGUUGGCUAUUCAUACCACCAUUUGCUGAUUCAGAAUCAUUUAUUUAUCAAUUAUUCCCAUCCAUUUAUAAUGCACUGGUGAUGCCAGUUUCAAUUGGUGUAUUGUUUAUAAUUAGUCUGAUAAUUUAUACUUGUGUUGCUAUAAAUUAUUAAAUUAUGGCUAAACAGUUAGUUAUUGUAAUCGCAGGAGUUACAUGUGGGGGCAAGACUACUAUCGCCAACCGUCUUACAAACACAUUUAAUGAUGUUUCAAUAUUACAUCAAGAUGAUUUUUACUAUACUAAUUAUGAAGACCAUUUGGAAAGUAUUCCAGAACUUAAUUACCAUGCUUGGGAUAAAAUAAGUGCCUAUGAUAUGGAUAAAAUGAUGGCUACAAUUGAUUCUCAAACUUCUAACAUUUUAGUGCUUGAAGGAAUUCUUUUACUGGAUGAUAUUAGAAUUUUUAAUUUAGCAGAUUUAACAUUUUUUAUUGUUUUGGAUAAAAAAAAUUGUCGGGAUAGACGUGUAGCUAGAACAUAUUUGCCUCCAGAACCAUCUGGGUAUUUCGACAAGUAUGCUUGGCCUGAGUAUGUAAAUCAUUUAGAAAUGAUAAAAAAAAAGAAACCCGAUGUUAUAUUUUUAAAUGGUUCCGACAGCAUUGAUUUUAAUACUUCUAUUGUUGUAAAUCACAUCAAUCAACUAGUAUUAAAUUUAAAAUAAUAAUUUGUAUAUUUAUCCAUCAGUUUUUUUCAGUUUGUAUUUCAUAAUAUGUUAU